Ilyonectria robusta is the source of this 945-nucleotide messenger RNA. RefSeq lists its product as uncharacterized. NCBI's taxonomy places the organism in Eukaryota, Fungi, Ascomycota, Sordariomycetes, Hypocreales, Nectriaceae. The transcript has a single exon. The record is from RefSeq and is a predicted model, not a curated record. The coding region runs from base 84 to 893 and encodes 269 amino acids.
GCUUCUGCUUACCAUGGUACUAUUGCCGAGCUGCAUCUCGGACAGCGCACAUCAGCUCUGCCUUUACCCUGGUCAUAUACAAUAUGUACGUGAGCUGGACUGGCCAGGUUCAGGGUUCAAGGCCACGGCCUCAUCCCAAUUGUCUCUCCAGUCUUCUGGACGCGGCCCUCCGUCCGUCCACACGUAUUACACAGCCGACACUUUGCUUCUUUCUUCCUCCCUCCCUCCAUCAAAGCAAGCACAAAAGUCAACGCAUCCGUGCAUACGGCACCCGCUCCCUACGUCGCAAUUACGUCGAUUGCUUUUGUGAGCUGGCUGUCAUCUCGUGGCUGGGCGCACGUUCAGCCCAACCCGCGAGCGCCAUGUCACCCUUUCUUUUUCCACAUCCGUCUCCGAUGGUCUCCGUAGGGAAGGCCUCUCCGCCGGAGGACCGCGUCAGUCGCAUCCGGAUCCCUCUUCCACCGUCCUUGGAUCCAUGGGAAAUCUUCCCGGACCUGACCUCGCGGACAACAUCCAAUAAGCCUCGUCAGUGCGCUGGCGAGGGAUCACCGUGCCCAUCCAUGCUCGUCCCUUCUCUUGGGACCUUGGUUUCCCUCUCGUCCACUCUCACAAGUAAGUACCUGGUCCGAGCCUUUUGUUUGCGAGACCCCCAAACGGCGAAAUGCCCGGCUCCCUCUCAACCCUGGUUCCCUCUGAAUCACGGGGAAAUUUGCGCUCCUUUAGCCUUCCACUCGCCAGGGAGCGCGUGCCCCAGUCGCUUCGGCUACCCUGGUUUAGGUCUCCUUGCGAUUACCCCGUGUCCCUCUGUUUGGUCAAUCUUGUAUGUUCUGCUUUGCAGAUGGCUCGCUGGACUAAUUAUGGCUUUGCCAUUCCAAAAGAGUGAAUUCUCGUAGCCUCUAACAAUUAGUUUCGAUGGCCAUCCCGAGACACUGGCCUUUGCCCUCU